Molecule: messenger RNA, 5215 nt
Organism: Hippopotamus amphibius kiboko
Lineage: Eukaryota; Metazoa; Chordata; Mammalia; Artiodactyla; Hippopotamidae
Gene: LGR6
Product: leucine rich repeat containing G protein-coupled receptor 6
Biological process (GO): G protein-coupled receptor signaling pathway
Cellular component (GO): membrane
Molecular function (GO): protein binding; protein-hormone receptor activity
Source: RefSeq, a predicted model, not a curated record
AGCAGCGGAGGCCGCGCGGGGAUGCCUGCACCUCUCUGACUGCGCGCACCCCCGCCGCCCGGCAGAGCCAGUCCGCGCCCCCCAGCUGCCGCCGCCAGGUGCCCCCCACCCUCCCGGCCAGCGAGAUGUCCGGCACGCCCGCACUGUGCGCCCUGUGGCUCUGCGCCGCGCUCUGCGCCGCCCCGUGCACCCUGGGCGCCCCCCCUCCCGGGCCGCGGCCCGCCUGCCCGGCCCCCUGCCGCUGCCAGGAGGCCGGCAUCGCGCUGUGGGCCGACUGCUCUGAGCUGGGGCUCUCUGCAGUGCCGGCGGACCUGGACCCCCUGACGGCUUCCCUGGACCUGAGCAUGAACAACCUCUCGGCGCUCCGGCCCGGCCUCUUCCGCCGCCUGCGCUUCCUGGAGGAGCUGCGUCUCUCCGGGAACCGCCUCUCACACAUCCCAGGACAGGCGUUCUCUGGUCUCUACAGCCUGAAAAUCCUGAUGCUGCAGGACAACCAGCUGGGAGCGGUCCCCGCCGCGGCGCUGCGGGAGCUGCCGAGCCUGCGGUCUCUGCGCCUCGAUGCCAACCUCAUCGCCCGGGUCCCGGAGAGGAGCUUUGAGGGGCUGCCCUCCCUUCGCCACCUGUGGCUGGAUGACAACGCGCUCACCGAGAUCCCCGUCAGGGCCCUCGGCAGCCUCCGCGCCCUGCAGGCCGUGACCCUGGCCCUGAACCGCAUCGCCCGCGUCCCCGACUUCGCCUUCCAGAACCUGUCCAGCCUCGUGGUGCUGCACCUUCACAACAACCGCAUCCAGAGUCUGGGGACCCACAGCUUCGCGGGGCUGCACAGCCUGGAGACUCUAGACCUGAAUGACAACCAGCUGCACGAGUUCCCCGUGGCCAUCCGGACACUGGGCCGCCUGCAGGAACUGGGUUUCCAUAACAACAACAUCAAGGCCAUCCCAGAGAAGGCCUUCCUGGGGAACCCCCUGCUGCAGACCAUACACUUUUACGACAACCCGAUCCAGUUCGUGGGGAGGUCGGCGUUCCGGCACCUGCCCAGGCUGCACACCCUCUCCCUGAACGGUGCCGCAGACACCCAGGAGUUCCCGGACCUCAAGGGCACCCGCAGUCUGGAGAUCCUGACCCUGACCCGCGCGGGCCUCCGGCGGCUCCCCCCGGGCGUGUGCCAGCAGCUGCCCAGGCUCCGUGUCCUGGAGCUGUCCCACAACCAGAUCCAGGGCCUGCCCAGCCUGCGCGGCUGUCAGGAGCUGCAGGAGAUCGGCCUCCAGCACAACCGCAUCUCGGAAAUCAGGGCCGACACCUUCCGCCAGCUGACCUCCCUGCAGGCCCUGGACCUGAGCUGGAACGCCAUCCGGGCCAUCCACCCUGAGGCCUUCGUGACCCUGCGCUCGCUGGUCAAGCUGGACCUGACGGGCAACCAGCUGACCGUGCUGCCCCUGGCUGGGCUUGGGGGCCUGGUGCAUCUGAAGCUCAAAGGGAACCGGGCUCUGUCCCAGGCCUUCCCCAAGGACAGCUUCCCCAAACUGAGGACCCUGGAGGUGCCCUACGCCUACCAGUGCUGCUCCUAUGGCACCUGCCCUGGCUUCUUCAAGGCCUCCGGGCAGUGGGGGUCCCAGGACCCUCACCCUGACGACCAGGACGCUCCCAAGAGGCCACUGGGCCUCCUCGCUGGCCGGGCCGCGAGCCGCUAUGAGGUGGACCCGGCUGAGCUGCAGCUGGAGGUGGAGGACCCCAGGCCACACGCCCCUGUCCAGUGCAGCCCUGUUCCAGGCCCCUUCAAGCCCUGCGAGCACCUCCUUGAGAGCUGGGGCGUCCGCCUGGCCGUGUGGGCCGUCGUGCUGCUGGCCGUGGUCUGCAACGGGCUGGUGCUGCUGAGCCUGUCUGCGGCCGGCCCGGCCCCCUGCCCCCCCGUCAAGUUCGUGGUGGGGGCCAUCGCGGGGGCCAACGCCCUGACCGGCCUCUCCCGCGGCCUCCUUGCCCUAGUGGACGCGCUGACCUUUGGCCGCUUCGCCGAGUACGGCGCCCGCUGGGAGACGGGCCCGGGCUGCCGGGCCGCGGGCUUCCUGGCCGUGCUGGGCUCUGAGGCCUCGGUGCUGCUGCUGACCUUGGCCGCCGUGCACGGCAGCGUGGCUGUGGCCGGCGCGCGGGCCCGCGGGAAGGCACCGGCCCCGGGCAGCCUGCGCCUGGGGGCCCUGGGCUGCCUGGCGCUGGCGGGGCUGGCGGCCGCCCUGCCGCUGGCCUCCGUGGGCGAGUACGGGGCCUCCCCGCUCUGCCUGCCCUACGCGCCGCCCGACGGCCGGCCAGCUGCCCUGGGCUUCUCCGCGGCCCUGGCGCUGCUCAACGCGUGCUGCUUCCUGGCGGUGGCCGCGGCCUACGUCAAGCUCUCCUGCGACCUGCCCGGGGCUGAGCUGGAGGCCGCGUGGGACUGCGCUGCCCUGCGCCACGUGGCCUGGCUCGCCUUCGCCGACGGGCUCCUCUACUGCCCCGUGGCCUUCCUGAGCCUGGCGUCGGCGCUGGGCCUCUUCCCCAUCACCCCCGAGGCCGUCAAGUCCGUGCUGCUCCUGGUGCUGCCCCUGCCCGCCUGCCUCAACCCCCUGCUCUACCUGCUCUUCAGCCCCCACUGCCGGGAGGACCUGCGGCGGCUCCGGCCCCGCCCGGGGGUCCCAGGGCACCUCGCCCUGGCGGCUGCCGGCCAGCUGGAGCCCAGCUCCUGCGACUCCACCCAGGCCCUGGUGGCCUUCUCAGACGUGGAGCUCAUCCCGGAGGCCUCCGAGGCGGGCUGGCCCGCUGGGCUGGAGACCUACGGCUUCCCCUUGGUGACCCUCGCCCCCCACCAGCAGCCCGGGGGCCCCCGGCCAGAGCGCGGCCCCCGCACAGAGCCAGCGGGAACCCGCUUUGGGAACCGGCCGCUCUCUGUGGACGGUGGAGCGCUGCGGGGGGCUGAGGGGGCCGUGCAGGCUGGCGGGGGCUGGCUGGCGGGUAGGGGCUUCCAGGCGUCUGGCUUGGCCCCGGCCUCACACUUGUAAAUGUCCUCCGCGCUCCCCCCACCCCCUGGAUGACGCUGCUUGUAAAAUAAGUUCCACCCGAUUCCGCGUGCGACGCGGGCAGAUGGCCCUGACCCCGCCCCUGGCUCCCAGGCCACCGCCCGCGUCCUUGGCCUGGCUUCCCCUCGCUCCUGCCCUGGCCUCUUCCCUUGUCACGUCUGAGGCUGAGGACAGAGGUCUGGACGUUUGCCCGCUUAAGGAAAAUGAGGGGCGCGCAGGCCCGUGAGCGGGGGUGGGGGCCCGCGCGGCCCGGGGUCAGAGGCAGUGGGCAGGGGCCUCGGGGAGGCCGGGGAGGGGCUGCCGGGGCCUGGCCCCGUGCUCGCGGCCGGACGCACACGUGCUCUGCCCCACUGGUCCUGAGUGUGCCGCUCAGGAGACUCCUGUGAAAAUCGGUUUUGGAAAACAGGACACGGUGCCCCUUCCUGAGGGAUUCAGGGCGUUUGUCAGCCUCGUCCGGAGGCAGGAACAUCCUGCAGCUGUGGAAUCUGCUCAACUUGCUUUAACCCAGUUUCCCGAACUGUUGAUCGAUAGGUUUUGGCUCGCUGCUUCGGUUUUCAUGGGACAUCUGCGUGCAUCUCACAGACUAGCCCUCGUCUCUCCCAGGGGCCCUCUUCUGAAUCACCUGGUGACAGCACAAGAGGCCACCAGUCCUGAAAGCCCGGUCCUGGGAGCUGGGCCCCAUCGAGCACAUGUGACCUUCCUGUCCCUCUUGCCCUGCCCUGAAAAGAGUGGGGCGUGGGCUGCCCUGCGGUCCAGCCUGAGACCCCUGCAUGGGGACAGGUGAAAGGCCUCCCAGCCGCCAGAGAAGCUCCUGCCCUCGUACGACAGAGGGUUCCUGGCUGUGAGCCGCCUUCCUGUGGUUUUCCGCCUGCCGCCACCUGCCACCAGCCUGGCCUCCCUCACGCCCACACCCUGCCUCUCGGGGCACAGGGAGCCCUUGGCUGGUGCCGGGGGUGCUUGUGUCACAUGUUGGGUUGCAGGAAGCGCCCCCCAGGACUGGACUCCUAGGUGCCCCAGACUGGCCAGGACCUUCUGCUGUCGUGGCCUCCCUCACUUACUGGGCGGCCACCCCCUCCCCCCCCCCCCCCCCCAAAUACAGGAUGAGGCGUGAGUGCCAGGGCUCCGAAGAGGGUGAGACCUGUCCAGGGCAGCCGGCAUCAGCCACGUUGGGCCGGAGCCUGGAAUCCGAGACCCAGCCGGACGCAGAGCUCCCCCAGUGCUGUCGUCGUCCUGAGCCAGCCCCCCAGAGCCCAGGGAGGUCCUUGUGUUGAUCCUUUCAUGACCUGCGGCCCAACGUCCCUUGACCUCCCUGCCUCCCCCUGCCCCCACAGUGGAGAUUCUCACACGAGUCUCCAAGGCUGCUGGGUGGGAUGGAGGGAUGAGGUGGGGACCACGGCGGAACCAGCAUGUUUUAAAUCUCCUUUUAAGUCAAGCUGAGUCCCCUGGACUCUCGCAGGCUCUGAAGCCAGGCGUGCUGUCCUGCUGCCACAGGAGAGCCCCAGGGCCAGCCCCGGCAGGCGCACGCCAAUGGUGGUGAAUUCAUUUGUCAGCUGGUGACGUGGGAACCCUACUCUCCUCUCCUCCCUGGGGCUGAUCCGGAGCCUCUCACGGAAGUAGGUCGCGCUGCUUUGGUGCUGAGAAGUGGCGACUCUUACCUGGGAAAGGAGUUCUCUGAGACGCCCCAGGAUGGAUGGCAAAGGGGGUGUGAUUUUUGGGGGCCUCGACAUCUAGGGGCCCAGGCCCCUCCCGUGUGCCCACCGUCCCCCCCGAGUCGGAGCCGUUGCUGGGUGGGCCGUGGGGAGGAUGGCCCUGUGUGGGAGCCCAGGAGUCGCGGGGCCCGUCCACUGUGUGGGCCUCUUCCCCAAGGAGGGGCCGGGGCUUCGGGGCUGCAAGCUCAAGGGCAGACCUGCCGCCGCCUGUGUUCUGUUCCCAGCCAGCUGGGCUUCAGCCAGGGCUCCACUUUCUGCUCAGAGGAGAGGUUGUCUGCCAGAAACUAUUUUCAUUAUUCAGAGCCUCAUAGAUGUUGUACAUUUACCCAGGAUGAGAGGUGAAGUAAAGUUUCUUCGUGUUCGACUGGCUUUCUGGCAAGUCGGUGUGUCACUCCGUGUCUGUCCCCGCUGUGAUCAGUAGAUUAUGACGAUACGUACAUCACUGAUUAAAACAACAUCAAA